Messenger RNA from Aureobasidium musti, 372 nucleotides. The record is from the annotation of a GenBank genome assembly. NCBI's taxonomy places the organism in Eukaryota, Fungi, Ascomycota, Dothideomycetes, Dothideales, Saccotheciaceae.
AUGCUCACCCAAGGCAUGACCGAACAAAGCGUCAUCAACCACUACCAGCAAGAAAUCGAGUUCAUCCGCAACUUACAGCACAUCCGCCUGGUGACCACCAUUGAUGAACAGAUGUAUCCUGCUGUUAUGCAGCAGGUGCGUCAGCAGUUCGUGCAGCCUCCUCUGGAGCUGGAGAUGUUCUUGUUCCGUGUUGUGGAGCAUGCCCUGAUGCGCCAUGGCCUGAUUGCUGCUCGUCCCCCUCCUCAGGGCCCUCAGGGUCCUCCUCAGGGACAGCAGCAGGGUGUUCAGGGUCGUGACUCGCGUCAGGGUCAGCAGCAGCAGCAGCAGUCUGCACAGGGUCAGGGCCCUCCUCAGCCCCGCCCUGAGGCCUGA